ACUACAACUCCCUAGCACACCGCCGAUAGCCCGAUUCUAGAGCGUUGGUUAUCCGGGGAUAUCGCACCGCUGUCUCUAGUCUAUUUCACUCUCUCCCUCUUCCUGCGGAUUGACACAAUACAGUAGAAAAAAAGCAAAACAAAACAUUAAAAGCCAAAAAAAUGGCGGAGCUCGGAGCGGGGAGCUUGCAAGGGGGGGACCCUGCUUUCAGCUACCAGGAGCGAGAGCUCAACGAGCGACUGAAGCAGCUUUACCCGGCCGUGAAUGAGGAAGAGACUCCUUUACCUCGAUCUUGGAGCUCCAAGGAUAAAUACAGCUACAUCGGGCUCUCACAGAACAAUCUCCGGGUGCAUUACAAAGGUCACGGGAAGAACCACAAGGACGCGGCGUCGGUCCGGGCCACCCACCCCAUCCCGGCCGCCUGCGGCAUCUACUACUUCGAAGUGAAGAUCGUCAGCAAAGGGAGGGAUGGGUACAUGGGAAUCGGCCUGUCUGCCCAAGGCGUCAAUAUGAACAGGCUGCCUGGUUGGGAUAAACACUCGUAUGGUUACCAUGGAGAUGAUGGACACUCCUUCUGCUCAUCAGGGACUGGCCAACCGUACGGCCCCACCUUCACAACGGGCGAUGUGAUUGGCUGCUGCGUCAACCUCAUCAACAACACCUGUUUCUACACCAAGAACGGGCACAGUCUAGGUAUAGCAUUCACAGACCUUCCUCCCAAUCUGUACCCAACGGUGGGCCUGCAGACGCCUGGCGAGAUCGUAGACGCCAACUUCGGGCAGCAGCCCUUCGUGUUCGACAUUGAGGACUACAUGAGCGAGUGGAGAGCCAAGAUCCACAGCAUGAUCGCGCGCUUCCCCAUCGGAGAGAGGCUGGGCGAGUGGCAAACCGUGCUGCAGAAUAUGGUGUCUAGCUACCUGGUGCAUCAUGGGUACUGUGCUACAGCUACUGCCUUUGCGCGGGCCACAGAAACCAUGAUUCAAGAGGAGCAGUCUUCAAUAAAGAACAGACAGAGAAUACAGAAGUUAGUAUUAGCGGGCAGGGUUGGAGAAGCCAUAGAGGCGACACAACAGCUGUAUCCCGGACUUUUAGAGCACAACCCUAAUUUACUAUUCAUGUUAAAGUGCCGGCAGUUUGUGGAGAUGGUGAACGGCACGGACAGCGAGGUCCGCUGCUUCAGCAGUCGCUCCCCCAAGUCGCAGGACAGCUACCCCUGCUCGCCCAGCCUGAGCCCACGGCACGGGGCAGCCAACCCACACCUCCACGCCACAGGAGCAGACAGUCCUACCUGCAGCAAUGGGGUGGCUCCGGGGAAGAGCAAACAGAACCACAGUAAAUACCCCGGGCUCAGCUCCACCUCCUCCUCUUCCUCCUCCUCCCCUUCCUCAGUCAACUACUCCGAGUCCAACUCCACAGACUCCACCAAGUCCCAGCCGCACAGCAGCACCAGCAAUCAAGAGACAAGUGACAGUGAAAUGGAGAUCGAGCCUGAGCACUACACCAACGGGGUCCUGGAGAACUCCUCUCGGAUAAUGAACGGUACCUACAAGCAUGAGGAGAUCCUGCAGACAGACGAGUCCAGUGUGGGGAACGGCAUGGCAGAGGACAGCUGUGCACCCAGGCAGCUGUGCGGAGGCAACCAGGCUGCCACGGAGCGGAUGAUUCAGUUUGGCCGCGAGCUGCAGGCCCUCAACGAGAAACUGGGCCGGGAAUAUGGCAAAAACACCACGCACAAGAAGAUGCUGCAGGAUGCGUUCAGCCUGUUGGCGUAUUCGGACCCCUGGAACUGCCCGGUGGGGCAGCAGCUGGACCCCAUGCAGAGGGAAUCCAUCUGUUCCGCUCUCAACAGCGCCAUCCUGGAGUCCCAGAACCUGCCGAAGCAGCCCCCCCUGAUGCUGGCGCUGGGCCAGGCCACCGAGUGUGUCCAGCUGAUGGCCCGUGUGCGCUCCGGCUCCUGCUCCUUCGCCAGGAUCGACAACUUCUUGCACUAGCGCCAGCUGAGGCAAUGUACAGGACAGCGUACGAGCGGACUUUCAGUGGCCGAGGAGAUCAAGGAGAGCCUGAGUUUGAAUUGGUGUGCUGUUUUCCCUUUGGUGGAGUCUUGAAGAGUAGAUAAAUACAACACAAGAAAGGCUUUUUUAAUUUUGUAUUAUCAGAUACAGAUUGUGUGACACUAUUUAAAGAUUAAUUAUUAUUCUGUUUAUGUAGUAUUUUUUUUUAGUUUUUAGUUUGUCAUUUGUUGUGCUCAUCUUGAAAAUCUAGAUCCUUUGUUUUUAAGGGUGGAAAUGAACCCCCCAGAUAACAUUUUAAACUGCGGUAUGCCCUAUUAAAACAGAAUAAUAAGGUAUACAUUGUAAUUAAACAAUACUUUUGUUUCUCAGAACUCAGGUAUACAUACGCAUAGAAAUUUAGCAUGGAAAGUGGAAGAAAGUCCUUUUGUUUUACCAGCAUUGAAUUGGUCAUCUCCAUGCUUACUGUGAUUUUAAUUUCUUUUCUAACCUUUAGAUUUUGGAAAAAGUCAAUUAUGCUAUGUUGACAAUUCCUCAGAAAAAAAAAUUGCUGUUCAUUGAUUAAAACAAAGAAAGCUUCCCAGAUAAGCCACAAACUUGUCUGCAGUAUGUAACACCUGGUGUCUUGUGGAGCACCAGCUGACUUCAUGAAGGUUUUUGAAUUUGCUGGCUUAAUAUAUUUUAGAGUUCACAAUAGUGACUCAAAGGGUUCAGUUCAGGACAAUUCCUUUGUAUUUUUUUACAAAAAGUGGAUUUUGAAGUUCCACAGUCUAAUAUUGUAGUGAUUCAACUACACUAAAGCUUUCUUGAAAGGCUGUUACAGCCCAGUUAGGUAUAAGACAUUAGACGCUGCUUUUCUGGCUCCAGUUCGUUUGAGGAAUGUAAGGAACAUGAGGAAUUGUAAAAAAAAAUGAAGGAAUUUGGUUGGUUGCCCUGUGCCUGCAAAAAUCCACAUUUUCAGCUGCACAAGCCAUUUGUCUCUGCUGUGACGCAGAAAUGUAAGUUGCCAGUUCGUGUGCGUCUCCUGCACACUUGCUUGUGACUUUCAAGCUGAAAGGUUGCUGAACAUGUGCGCAGGCUCUCUGCACUCAGAGCUGCAAAGUCCGAACUCUGCGCCAGAGGAAAAUGAAGGUGCCCGUGUCUGAUGAGUUAGCCACUUGUAGUCUAGCACUCGGCGCGAAACAGGCUGACAGUUAACUUCAGUCGAGGCCUCCCUCCUCGGUCUUGAAUAUUGAACAAUGGGGGUGUGUAUCUCACCAGUCGUCCUCUGUUCCAGAUGGGGCUCCCCCUUUGGGAGUGCUCACCGUGUGCUCAGCAGCAUGCCGCCCCCAGGGGAGCUCAGCGUCCCAGCAGAGCCCCGGCUCACUGGAGUGGCCUCUUUGGAACUUGCUACAGCACCAGGCUAACGCCAUCCCAAAAAUCACUGCUUUCUAAAAAGUGUGAUGACUAUUUUUGACGUUAAUUCCUCUAAUAUGUUCUUUGAGCCUGCUUAGCAGGGGGGAUAUUUAAAAACAAAAGGCCAGAUCGAUCAUAUCUCUCCUUGUUAUGAACACCAUAGCAUUGUAGCAUUUCAGUUGCUGUGCUGUUUUAUGUGUCAUCUACCUGGUGUGGAGUGUAUGUGAGGUGUGCAUAAGGAACAUCUAUGUUAGCACUCUUUGUUUUUACCCCACACCUUCAGACAGACAUGCAGCAGCAGGGGUCUCUGUGGAAAUAAGCUUGCAUGCACUCUCUUUUACCUUGUAAAUACCGUGGCUUUCCCUAAAUCCCAAGGGAGAGAGUCCUUCUGAAUAGGAGCAUGAUGACUGUGGAAGAGUCUCAGUUAGACUUAUUCUCUAUGCAGGCUAGCCUCCCCACCUCUCCAGCAUGGCCUAGGAGCCCAAUAGGAAAUGGCCAUGUGAUGUCCUGACGGCCAGCCCACAUGAACUGAGAGUUUCUGCUGCAAUGGCUGUUAAAGAGACAAUAUCAUUUGAACUAAUGCAUUAAUUUUGACCUGGCCACUGUGGAUUCAGUGGCUAUAAACUCUUUCUUAUAAAACAUUUUCCUUGAAUAUUAUUAACUGCACAAGUGGUCACAGCCACCAGAGUUUCAAAAUGCCAGUUAGGAUGGAGUAACCCUGUGUUGAAUGUAGCUCAGUAGGGUUUUAUUUUUGAAUGCUGACGGCCUACAUGAGAUUUCUCGGACAAGUUGUCUGAAAUGCAUUGUUUUUGUUUUACCUCGCUCUAACACGAAAUGUAUAAUAAGGCGUAUUAUGUUUAUUUUCUGUUUUGUGUGCAUCAUAUUAAGUGGCAGGCAAAGGGGAUUAUGCAGACAAGAGACAAGUACAAGCCAGAGGAAGAGGAAUGAAAGCACACCCCACCCCCCCACAACCACAACCACCACGGUAGUGAGGGCAGGGGUUUAGGGGGUGGAGUUGAACACAAGCCAAACUGCCAAACUGUUCAUUUUGGCCCUCUCACUCAUUGGUCAGUGCCAGAUGAUGACCACUACUUCAGAACGGCCCCUGUGAUCAGGCUCUCCAGAGGGCCUCUCGGGUUCUUGAUCGACUCUUUCAAAAGACAAAAAAAAAACGGAAUCCGUUUUUUUAAUUGAGUUGUGACACAGAUGUAUAUAGUACUUGAAUUAAGUCUGUAUCCACCCUGCACUCGUAGGUUACUUGAUUUAUCUAAUGUGAUACAGGGUGCAGUGGCUGGAGAUGCGUUUUUAAAAUGUCUGAAGCGAACCGUAUUCAGAUACCCUGUUUCUGAGUAUUAGAUCUUUGAACAGAGAUGGUUCUCUCACUUCUUUGGAAAGUCUAAAACCUGUUUUAGUCGUACACACCCUCUGGCAGACCCAAGUACAUUAUACUCCUCAAUAGCCAGACCGAUCGAGCCCCGCCUAUCGUCAUUUUCACUUGGAUCACACUUUAUUAGGAAACGUGACUUUUUAUUCCUUUAAGCUGACAAGAACUUCAGUUGAUGCCCCAUUGGGAUUGAAGGAUGGCAAUUAAAUGGGUAAAAUGUCGCAAGCUGUGCACAAGUUUUUUUUUUAAUUAUAAUUUUAUUUUUUGAGUUUGAUCUUAGUAUUUGUGAAAUAAGUUACCCUCUACUUAGCAUGAACCUUUGAAAACCUUUAAAACAAAAAAAAAGAAAAAAAGAAUUAUGAAAAAAUACCUAUGUACUGGAAAUAUGGUAAAGACAAAUAUUGUAUUCUGUUGUAUUUUGACAGAAUUAUUUUUAUUAAAAUACACAUCCAUGUGCAAAUUA
This is a messenger RNA of Lepisosteus oculatus (spotted gar), 5251 nucleotides long. RefSeq names its product RAN binding protein 10 (gene ranbp10). The record is from RefSeq and is a predicted model, not a curated record. Gene Ontology annotation, molecular function: protein binding. NCBI's taxonomy places the organism in Eukaryota, Metazoa, Chordata, Actinopteri, Semionotiformes, Lepisosteidae.